Plodia interpunctella (Indianmeal moth) is the source of this 2351-nucleotide messenger RNA. RefSeq lists its product as uncharacterized. Lineage: Eukaryota; Metazoa; Arthropoda; Insecta; Lepidoptera; Pyralidae. The record is from RefSeq and is a predicted model, not a curated record. The transcript is spliced from 10 exons. Bases 37 to 1797 code for a protein of 586 amino acids. Gene Ontology annotation, molecular function: serine-type endopeptidase activity. Gene Ontology annotation, biological process: proteolysis.
AUCAGCGUUUGUUUUCAAUUGAAACCAUAUAUCAAAAUGAAGCCCAUAGCGUGUCUUUUAUUUUUGCUCCUAUCAACAGUAUAUGGAGCAAAAAUUGGAUUCCGUGAUUAUCACAAAGAAAUUGGGAUCCCAUUAGCUAAAAAGCUAAUGAAAUUGGAAACUGAAAUUAUUGCUAAAUAUGGGUUAAGUGGUGGACGAAUUGCUGGAGGAUCAUUUAUUGAUAUUGCGGAGACACCAUAUCAGGCAGCAGUAGUGAUCGAAACUCCUGAACUCAACCACCUCUCCCUAUGCGGAGGAGCGCUCAUCUCUUCCACCAGGGUGCUGACUGCUGCUCAUUGUCAACUCAGACAGGCUAUCUACACUAUAGGUUUAGGAUCCAACUUUGCAUUUCACGGGGGAGUCAGGGCACCUGCCACUGUCUUCAUACCCCACCCUGGUUAUAUUCAUGGUGCCUGGAGUUUGAUCCACGAUAUUGCUAUGAUUCACAUAGAGAGUGUUCAAUUUUCCACUGUAAUUCAGCCCGUAUCUCUGCCCAACCAGGAAGAGCUUGCAAACAAUUUUGCUGGGCAACCGGCGCUAAUAUCUGGCUUCGGUAUCACACCAAAAGUGCCAACUUUGACAAUGAAUCAAGUACUGAGCGCAGUGGAUGUGCAAGUCAUAACGCCCGCGGAGUGCGGACAAAGUUACGGGACAAUUGGCUCUCGGGAUGAGACCCUCUGCACAGGUGGAGCUGGUAACGUAGGCGCUUGCUCCAGUGAUUCUGGUGGGCCUUUGACUGUUGUCAGUAACAACAGGAGAAUCCUGGUUGGAAUAGUGUCGUUUGGUGGAGGCUGCGGAUCGGAGUCCCCCACUGGCUUUGUGAGAGUUAAUCAGUACUACUCCUGGAUAUUGAGUAAUUUUUGCAGUCAAUCAUUAGCGGUAUACCUAAUUAAAAUGAAGGCAAUACUCGCAUUUUUCUUAGUACUAUCAACAGUAUACAGUGCUAAUAUAGGAUUUCGUGAUUAUCACAAUGAAAUUGGUAUUCCAUUUGCGAAGAAGUUAAAACAGUUUGAACAUGGAGUAAUCACCAAAAUGGGAGAUGAAUUAAGUAUACACAGAAUAGGAGGAGGGUCAUUAACUGACAUUUCAAAAAUCCCACAUCAGGCAGGUGUGGUGAUAGAAUUAUCUCCCAGCUCAGUGUCAUGCUGUGGGGGAAUCCUCAUUUCAUCGACGAGGGUAUUGACAGCAGCGCACUGCCAAUUUGAUAACGCAUCAUACGUUGUAGCUCUAGGGAGCAACUUCGUUUUCUACGGCGGUCUCAGAGUCAAUGUCACAGACUUCAUCCCACACCCCGAGUAUGUCCCUGAAGACACCACGCACAUUCAUGACAUCGCCAUGCUUCAUAUACCAGCCGUUUCAUUCACUAAUACGAUCCAGCCGAUAUCUCUCCCUAAUACAGAUGAGGCAUCUUGUGAUUUUGCUGGAAUGAUGGCGGUGAUUUCCGGCUAUGGUGUCACACCCGAAGCUCCAUCGUUGCAUUGGAAUCAAGUGUUGAAAGCAGUCGAAGCUCAAGUGAUAACGCCAGCUCAAUGUGGUGCUUUGUACGGGACCACGGGUUCCAGAGACGAAAGCAUUUGUACCAGUGGUACUGGAGGAGUGGGGAUAUGCGUCGGUGACUCUGGCGGACCUUUGACGGUUGAGAGUAAUAACAGGAGAAUACUAAUUGGAUUAUCAUCUUUUGGAGCCGGUUGCGGGUCUGUUUUCCCCAGUGGGUACGUCAGAAUAACGCAAUAUCUCUCCUGGAUAUUAAGUACUUGAUGUGUUGCCAUUUUGAUAAGAAAUGUUAUAUAAUGACUGUCAAAAAUUGUUUGGUUUAUGAAAUAGCGUGUUUUGUUGACGAAUAUAAUAGACACACAUAAAAAUCUUUUAUAAAGUAUAUUGUUAUGACUCUUUUAAAUACAUUCGAUAAAAAUAUAGAAAGCAUAUUUUUUAUGUGUAAGUACAACAGAUUCAUAAUCAAACGACUUACGUAAAGCGUAUUAUGUUUAAUUUUUUUCCUUUUUUUUACUGAUAAAAUGGCCCUAACCGCUCAUGACUUAUUAUUGUCAACAUAAUCUCUGGUAGUAACAAGUUACGUAGUAUUUUAUAUUAAAAUUAUAAAUAUUUCAAAUCUGAUAUAGAUUUAAGUUAGACCAUCUGCUAUAAAAAAUAUCAUAUAAAACCACAUCGAAUUCCAUCCAAUAGAUUUUGCAUAAUGCGCAAAUAAACAUACAGACAGAGAGGCACAAAAAUUCUAAAAAAUGAAUCACCAUAAUUGUUUUCCUUUAUAUCUCCUAUGCACAGACAUAGACCCCCUACAGUUUUAUUAUAUA